CCCUUUUUGCCUCCUUUGGUCGAUUGACUCCUUCCCACGUCUUAUACUUCUCUAGAGAGACAUACCCGACGUCGUAAUCGAUCAAACGGCCUUUCGCGAACGUAUAAUCAGGAGGAUGCCUGACCUCCGGCGUCGCGCGGUCAAGCAGCCAUCGCGCGAUGAAAACGGCGACAAUAACGACACAAAGGAAGCUUCCCUUAGCGACGCCGAAACAAAAACAAAAACCUCCAGAAAGGCUCACAAACAUGGCACCAACGCUGAACGUGAUAAGAAACAAUCAUUGAGCCCAAUUGUCAGGUUAAAAAGAUACAUAACCAAGCCCCGCGGAAAGCGCCGGCAUAGUUUUGUGUUUUUGCUUGGUGGACUAUUUGGGAUAUUCAUUGCGCUGUUCUUCGCGAAUCAGAAUGAAGUUAUUAGUCUUGAUGCGCUUAUGGAUCUUAAUCUUGACUCGUUAAUUGAUGUUAUGCCUACUGGGUUUCUGAAGGAUGCAAAGGAGAUUACGAAACACGAACGCGAUACAGUCAGCUAUGACUCCUUUUCUGUUGGUCUACAAUUAAAGUCGGAAGGCAUUCAAGCCAAGCAUCCCGUUGUCAUGAUCCCCGGCGUCAUCUCUACAGGACUCGAGAGUUGGGGUACCGAGACCGAAUCGAGGCAAUACUUCCGGAAGAGGCUAUGGGGUAGUUGGAGCAUGAUGCGAGCAUUGGUCAUGGACAAAGCAUCCUGGAAGAAUCAUAUCAUGCUCGAUAAGGAGACAGGGUUGGAUCCUCGAAACAUCAAGUUACGGGCCGCGCAAGGGUUUGAUGCCACUGAUUUCUUCAUUACGGGGUACUGGAUAUGGAAUAAAAUCCUGGAGAAUUUGGCGACUAUUGGAUACGACCCGACGAAUGCAUUUUCGGCUGCGUAUGACUGGCGCUUGUCGUAUAUCAACCUCGAAACCCGGGAUCAGUACUUCAGCCGUCUCCGGUCACACAUCGAGAUGACAGUGCAUACAAGAAAAGAAAAAAUCACAUUAAUAUCACACAGUAUGGGAUCUCAGGUAGUCAUGCAUUUCUUCAAAUGGGUAGAGAACGAGCAACACGGCAACGGCGGUAAAAACUGGGUGAAUCGUCACAUUGACUCCUGGGUCAAUAUCAGCGGUUGCAUGCUCGGAGCCGUGAAAGGGUUAACUGCCGUACUUUCCGGCGAGAUGCGCGAUACAGCACAACUCAAUUCCUUUGCAGUCUACGGCCUUGAGCGGUUUUUGUCGAAGGAAGAACGAGCAGAAAUCUUCCGUGCUAUGCCCGGUAUAUCAAGCAUGUUACCCAAGGGUGGCGACGCGGUCUGGGGUAACGGUACCUGGGCACCGGAUGACAAACCAGACAACACCCUCAGUUACGGCAACUUCAUCCGUUUCCGCGAAACGAACUCGUCAUGGACAAGCAGAAACCUCACCAUGGAAAAUAGUCUAACUUACCUCUUCAACCAAAGCGAGGACUGGUACCGCAAUCAAGUCCACAACAACUACUCCCAGGGCGUAGCACAUACCCGCGCCGAAGUAGAAGCAAACGAAAACGAUCCUCGCAAAUGGCUGAAUCCACUCGAAUCCCGUCUUCCUCUAGCACCAGACAUGAAAAUAUAUUGCUUCUAUGGAGUCGGCAAACCCACUGAACGAGCCUAUUUCUACCAAGAAGAAAACGACCCCUUGACCCGUCUCAAUGUCUCAAUCGAUACCACCGUCACCGAACCAGACAGCACCCUUAAUGGACCCGAUCACGGCGUCGUAAUGGGCGAAGGAGAUGGGACAGUUAGUUUGCUAAGUAUGGGAUACAUGUGUUCCCGCGGCUGGCGAAUAAAACGCUACAACCCUUCCGGGAUAAAAAUCACCGUUCAUGAAAUGUUACAUGAACCAGAUAGUUUUUCCACCAGGGGGGGUCCUAAUACUGCUGAUCACGUGGAUAUUUUGGGUAGGGCUUCGUUGAAUGAUUUACUACUGAGGGUUGCUGGUGGGAAAGGGGAUUUGAUUGAGGAGCAUUAUGUUUCGAAUAUUAGGGAGUAUGCGGAAAGGGUUAAGAUUUAUGAUGAUGAUGAUGAUGAUGACAAUUGAAUUUUUAUUCCUAGAUUUUGGAAAGAUAUA
Messenger RNA from Talaromyces stipitatus ATCC 10500, 2113 nucleotides. Its product is annotated as Phospholipid:diacylglycerol acyltransferase, putative. Lineage: Eukaryota; Fungi; Ascomycota; Eurotiomycetes; Eurotiales; Trichocomaceae. The record is from RefSeq and is a predicted model, not a curated record. Gene Ontology annotation, molecular function: phospholipid:diacylglycerol acyltransferase activity. The transcript has 2 exons. Gene Ontology annotation, cellular component: perinuclear endoplasmic reticulum; cytoplasm. The coding region runs from base 116 to 2083 and encodes 655 amino acids. Gene Ontology annotation, biological process: lipid storage; triglyceride biosynthetic process.